ACGUAAACGCUUCGUUACUCGGUGGGAACGACCCACGUCCGCCAUUUUGAUUGGUUUGUUGUCCUUCGACACCGAUACAAGUUUGUUUAGAAACUAAUUAAACUAAAUUGUUUUAAUGAAGGAGGUUGUCAAAAUAAGUUUUCGCUCGUUUUCAUAAGAGAAUGAAGGUUUUAAACAUAUUGGGUCUUCUUUGACUGUUCAAUAGCAAUGGUGCUGGUUCUGAUGUUGAUAUCCGGUGUUGUGCGAAAUUCUGUUCCCCUGAAAUAUUCUGUUCCUUCUGUGUCGGGAGCGCGCACUGCAGCCAGAGGCGGAUCCGACUGUCUUAACCGCUUUUCUGAUCGAUUUGUCGGUAAAACGCCGAAACGUAUUCAUGUCAAUGUUGUUACUUAAUUUUUAAUCAACAGCUCCUAGAAAAAAUAAAUAAAUACAAAUUGAACCUGGUCUUGUGAGGUUGUUUUUGCACAGUUUCGUGUUUGUCUUUGCCAACUUGUGACAUGUUCAUUUUAACCUGACGGACAUCAGUCAGCCACCAACACGUCGUGUUUAUUUCUACUUUUUUAUUACUGAUAUAAAACAAUGGAUGCUCACUCUGUUGGCUUCCUGAAUAGAUGAGAGUGUAGCUUAUUUUUCUGGUAAAUCGCGUUCUAAUGUAAAAUAUGACAAAAUACUGGAUUAGACAUUUUACUGCUUUGAUAAUGGUGCUGUCUGAUGUUUUGUUUAAAAUAAUCCACUCUAGUAUUAUUUAAGUACAUAUUAAACAUACUGUCCCUGUCAUCUAUGAGAACAUAUUUCCUCUCUUUUAAAAAGAGUUUAAAAUUUUUAUGGGAACAUCAUAGGAGAACACAGUAUUCCAGCUUGACUCUCACACCUCGUAAUGUUUUGUUGCCCCAUGGGACAGGGAUUAACCAAUCACCUUAUACUUUGGGUGGGUCAUUCCCAGUGAUGUCAGUAACACGUUACUCUAAUAUGAUCACUUUUUCAGUAACGAGUAAUCUAACACAUUUCUAUUUCAAAUCCAGUAAUCAGAUUAAAAUUAUUUAUCCAAAUCACUAUGCGUUACUAUUUUUGUCAUUUUCUCUUGUAAUUUAAUUUUUAUUCCUCUAUGCGUCUCGGGGAGUGACGUCUGGUCUAUGCGACAAUUCAGUCACGUUAUCAUCACCUGUGAUACUACGCCAUCACAGAAACGUAAAUAAUGGAGGGAGGAGAGAGAUACGCAUUUUGUAGCUGGAAAUACAGGAACUAUUUUGAGUUUCUGUCAGCGAAGGAUGACAAUAUCAAUGUUCGUUGUACCCUCUGUGCACCACAUCAAAUCUGAAGAAACAUUUGGAAUCGCAGCAUGGGACAGUCAGACUGACGGAGCAAGUCCCGCCAGGUGCUUCGAAGCAGAGGGAUGCGACGGGCCCUCCACUAACCAAACAACAAAAGCUGGAUUUCAGUGCAAAACCAGCAGGUGGGGAAGAGUUAAAGAAGUUAGUCGGACAUGGUAUGUAGUAGAAGAAAUGCUGCCCUUAAACACGAUUGACUCGCCCUCGUUUCGUGUCAUAAUAAACAGAAUCCCCACUACUGUAAAUGCCGAGCUGCCUCACAGAGGAGCUUUUUCUGCAUAUCUGGAGAAGGAGUAUGCAGAGAUGGAGAGAAAUCUGAAGGCCGCACUGAAUGAGGUCGACUUUGUGUCAACUACCGCAGAUAUAUGGACUGCUAAUGGCAACAAUAGAAGCUAUAUGGGAGUAACACUCCACUGGAUCCAUAGAUCCACAUUAGAGCGCAACACGGCUGCAUUGGCAUGUAGGAGAAUUCGCGGUAGACACACAUAUGAUGUUAUUGUUGCAGAAAUUGAAAACAUUCACUCUUCGUAUGGACUACUCAACAAAGUAGCUGCAACAGUGACUGAUAAUGGAUCCAACUUUGUGAAGGCGUUUAAAGUUUUCCAGCCCGUCACAGAGUCCGAUGGUGAGACGGAGGAGGAAGAGUCCUCCCGCACAGAUGAUUGUCACUUUUUUGGAUAUGUCAGAAAUCCUAGCAGCUGAGAAGGAAGUUGAUGGCCAACUGUGUCUACCCCCGCACCACAGGUGUGCCUCACACACCAUCAACAUCAUUUCCACAAGUGAUGUGGAGAAAUAUUUAACUUCCCAUGCAGAGAGCAAGGCCGUUUAUAGGAGCAGCACAGCAAAAUGCACAGCGCUAUGGACCAAAUCCAGCAGAUCUACCCUUGCAUCAGAAGCAGUGGAGGAAGUCAGCAAAAGAAAGUUCCUGGUACCAACAUCCACAAGGUGGAAUUCAUUUUUUGAUGCUGUAAAGAGAAUUGCAGAAAUUCCCAUGAGUGAGCUGAAUACUCUAUGCACCAAGCUGGGAGUUAAGUGCUUCAUAGACCGAGAGUACCAGUUCCUUCAUGAGUACUGCACCUUCAUGAAGCCCCUCACUGCAGCUCUGGACAUUUUACAGGGUGACUGUCCUUAUGGGACUUUACUACCCACACUUGAAGUUCUGAUGCAGAAGACCCUGGCUGUGAAAGAUUCGCUCUCCAGGAUGACUGCAGGCCUUCCAGAUGCUAUAGUGCAGGCUAUCCAGACUCGUUUUGCUGGUGUGCUGGACGACAAAGAUGCCCUUCUCGCAGCUGUCAGUUGUCCUAAAUUCAAACUUCGAUGGCUAAGAGAUGCAGGUAGGAGGGAGCGAGUGAAAGAGCUUCUGAUAACCGAGUGCCGCACAACUGCUCCUGCACCACAGAGCUGCACUACAACUGCUAGCCAAGGUGAGAUGGACUUUUUCACUUUUGAGGCAGAGCCAGACGACACCUACUCUGCAGAACAGGAAGUCAUGGACUACCUUAGGUCAGCCUAUGACCUUCAAAUUCUGCAUCGAUUUACAAACAUAAAGAAGAUGUUCUCCAACCCCAUCAAGUGCUCCUGUGGAGCGGUUUUUUAGUCUGGGAGGUUUGGUGCUGACACCUGGAAGAAAUAGACUUUCUGACAGGAGGUUUGAAAAGCUUCUGUUAAUGAGAUACAACCACUGGUUUACUCGUCCCACUCCAUUGUUUCACUCAUAAAAUGGGAUUAUAACAUAAGAUUAAGCCAAAGUAACAAAAGCAGACAUGUCAGCCUAUAUGUGGUUAUACACUACUGUAAACUGUUAAAGCCACUCCUUGCUGCUCCAUUGCUGUGAACAGGUUCCAUGUUUAGUUUUGUCAUUACAGUGUUAAUAUUUAAACAUGUCUGGUCAAGAAAGACUGUCUUCAUUAUAUUUUUUUAUUUAAAAAGUAUUUAUGUUCAACGAAGUGAAGAAAAACUAUUUUAUUUUUCAAAAAGUAUUUGUUUAGUGAAGUCAAGAAAGUCACUGUAUUUUGUUUAUGUAAAGCAAGUUUUUUAUGAUACUAAAGUCAAGAAAUACUAUUUAAUGUUUUCUAAAAAAGUAUUUAUGUUUAAUGAAGUCAAGAAAGACUUUUUUUUCCUUUUUAAACAUGUAUUUUUUCCUGAAAUGGUUUUUAAGUUCAGCUUUAUAUGUCGGAAGAUACAUUGUUGAUGUUACCAAUAAAAUGCACUUUAAAAAAAGUAAGUAUUGGCAAAGCUCAUAAUUUUUAUGUUGAGAUGGUGGGGGACUGUUGUCAGCAGCUGCUGAAAGUAACUAAUAAAGUAACUUGUAAUCUAACUUAAUUACUUUCAAAAUCAAGUAAUCAGUGAAGUAACUAAGUUACUUUUUCAAGGAGUAAUCAGUAAUCAGAUUAAAGUAACUAUUUGAAAGUAACUAUGCCAUCACUGGUCAUUCCUCACAUCAUACACAACAAGUCCUGUGAAUGUGGACACAUUUGCUCUUUAUAGGCCUGAGAUACUUUGGAGGAAAAGUGCAGUUAUUGUUUUUAAAUUUCAAAGUUGUUACAGUAUUUUGCUAAUCUUUGGUCUUUUAAUACAUUUGCAGUUUAUUAAUGCAUUUAUUGGUAUAAUCGUGAAGGAUUACAACAUCUAGAAUACAGGUCAGGCUGCUUUUAUUGAUUCAU
Messenger RNA from Girardinichthys multiradiatus, 3988 nucleotides. RefSeq lists its product as uncharacterized. The transcript is spliced from 2 exons. The coding region runs from base 1948 to 2922 and encodes 324 amino acids. The record is from RefSeq and is a predicted model, not a curated record. NCBI's taxonomy places the organism in Eukaryota, Metazoa, Chordata, Actinopteri, Cyprinodontiformes, Goodeidae.